GCAAGUCAGUAGAGCUUCCGCAAGCAUUGGAUAUACACGUGGGUGAGUACUGUAUUCCCACAGCAGAGAUUGAAAACACGUUCAGGCACCUGAACAACCGAAAUGGAUCAACCACAGAAGGCCAAUCCAUCUGAAACUAGCAGCAGUUCUGACAAAAAGACUGCAAAGAAGCGGAUCACACCCUGUCUGCUGAGUGCAGCCUUCUUUGGUGCUUUGGGCUCAUCUUUCCUUUAUGGUUACAAUCUCUCUGUUGUCAACGCUCCAGCGCUGUACAUUAAAGCUUUUUACAAUCAGACAUGGAUGGAGCGAUACAACGAACCUAUCAGAGCGGAGACGGUCACGCUCCUUUGGUCCAUCACAGUCUCCAUAUUUGCCAUUGGGGGCCUUUUCGGAGCACUUGUUGUCUCCUGGCCCAUAAAAAUACUGGGAAGAAAGGGAACCUUGUUGCUGAAUAACAUUUUUGCUGUGAUAGCUGCUUUGCUGCUGACCUUUGGGGAGAAGGCACGGUCCUUUGAGAUGCUCAUCAUUGGCCGCUUCAUCGUGGGGGUGGAUUCUGGUAUAGCUCUCAGUGUACUACCGAUGUAUCUUGGAGAAAUUUCUCCAAGAUAUAUCCGAGGUUCCAUUGGUCAGUUCAACUCCAUUCUGAUCUGUUUCGGAGUGUUCAUUGGUCAGGUGCUGGGUCUACCUGAGCUACUGGGCCAGGAGUCCAGGUGGAACUACUUGUUUUCCUUCCUGGCAUUGCCUGCAGUGCUGCAGCUCUGCGUUCUGCCUUUCCUCCCUGAGAGUCCUCGUUACCUGCUGAUUGAGAGGAGGGAUGAGGCUGCAGCAGAGAGAGCCUUUCAGAGAUUCCUCGGUAAAAAGGAUGUUUCUCUUGAGAUGGAAGAGGUCCACGCAGAGGCACGAGCUCAAGAAACUCUCCACACGGUCUCCAUGGUACAACUUCUGAAAAGCCGGUCUGUUCGCUGGCAGCUCAUCACCGUCGUGGUCACGAUGGCCAGCUAUCAACUCUGCGGCCUCAACGCUAUCUGGUACUACACUAAUGGGAUCCUACAAGAAGCAGGCUUUGCUCAAAAUAUCAUCCCGUACAUAACCCUCAGCACAGGAGGUAUCGAGACGUUUUCCGCUAUCAUCUCUGGCUUGGUGAUAGAACGAAUCGGGCGAAAACCUCUGCUCAUAUUUGGGUUCAGCGCCAUGGCGGUGUUCUUCAGUCUACUCACAGUGUUCCUCAAUUUUCAAGACAGCGUGUCAUGGAUGCCUUACCUCAGUUAUGUCUGCAUCCUGGCAGUGAUCGCUUCCUUCUGCUCCGGGCCAGGAGGCAUCCCCUUUAUCCUGACCGGUGAACUGUUUGAGCAGUCCUACAGGCCUGCCGCCUUCAUGAUUGCCGGCAUUGUGAACUGGCUGUCCAACUUUGCAGUGGGACUCUUGUUUCCUUUUAUACAGGAGGCCCUGGAGACAUUUGCCUUCCUGGUGUUUGUGGGCUUCUGUGUGGUGGCGGCAAUCUAUCUCUUUAUCAUCCUCCCUGAAACCAAAAAGAAAACGUUCAUGGACAUUAGCCAGAGUUUUGCCAAGAUCAACAAAGUCCCGGUUUCCUCGACGAGCCAUGAAAUGAAGCUCGUUCUGUGUACCGGGCAGGAUCAGAACGAGAAAGUGCAAAAUGGCUUUAAGAUGGAGAGUUCCUUUUAAAUCUAAAUCUUGUUUUGAGGCAACAUUAAGAUUCACAAUAACAUUGUUUUUAUUGUUGGGUUUUUUUCCUGCAUUUAAUCUUGGAAGAAAGAAAUGUGUCACACUAAAUGAAAUGUUUCAUAGACUUUGUACAUUUUUUUCUGAGCUUUAACGAAAAUAAUUUUUUCUUGCCAUUCUGUCCGAGUUUUUCCUACUAGUUCAGUGACCACUGUGAAGUGUGUGUGUGUGU
Molecule: messenger RNA, 1912 nt
Organism: Hippocampus comes (tiger tail seahorse)
Lineage: Eukaryota; Metazoa; Chordata; Actinopteri; Syngnathiformes; Syngnathidae
Gene: slc2a9l2
Product: solute carrier family 2 member 9, like 2
Exons: 14
Coding region: 103-1683 (526 amino acids)
Biological process (GO): dehydroascorbic acid transport
Cellular component (GO): plasma membrane
Molecular function (GO): D-glucose transmembrane transporter activity
Source: RefSeq, a predicted model, not a curated record